CGGCGGCAAGUCGGAGUCAGAGCACAAAAUCCUACAAGAAUCCGCAGAUUGGAACGAAGUCUCUCGGAGGUCAAGUCGGCAGUAAUGUGGAUGGUGGUCAGGCUCAGCAUACUGAGGUCGCGAUUGAAGAUGCCGUUACGGAAUACUCGACCCACUGGGCUCAAUACUCCGUCGAAGGCCCGUCCGAGACAGAGUCAACCAGAUCGAUAUUUAUGGCCUUGAAUGUUUUCCGAGAAACCACUUGAGCAGAACUUUCAUGCUUCAGGGAGCUUGAACGCCGGGAUUAUGAUUUCCAAAGUCUCCCAGCCAUGGUGGAAGGACGCCACAAUCUACCAAGUCUAUCCUGCGAGUUUUAAGGACUCAAAUGGUGAUGGGUGGGGUGACAUAGCCGGAUUGGUGUCGGAAAUUGAUUAUCUCCAUCAGUUGGGCGUCGAUGUGGUCUGGUUAUCGCCCAUGUUUGAAAGUCCUCAAGCGGACAUGGGAUAUGAUAUAUCGGAUUAUCAAAAAGUCUAUGCCGCUUAUGGGACGGUGGAAGAUGUCGACGACUUGAUUGAGGCGUGUCACUCCAGGGGCAUGAGGUUGAUACUGGAUCUGGUUGUCAAUCACACGUCGAAAGAGCAUGAGUGGUUCCGAGAGUCCAGGUCGUCCAAAAACAACCCCAAGCGAGACUGGUACAUCUGGAAACCACCGCGUUACGAUGAGGAAGGAAACAGGAAGCCACCAACCAAUUGGCGGAGCUACUUCGCGGGCGGCACCUGGACCUGGGACGAAACAACCCAAGAAUACUAUUUGCAUCUCUACGCACCGGACCAGCCUGACCUGAAUUGGGAGAAUGGGGCCUGUCGACGGGCCAUCUAUGACAACGCAAUGCGAUUUUGGCUCGAUCGGGGAGUGGACGGGUUUCGUGUCGACACUGUCAACAAGUACAGCAAACGCACCGAAUUUGUCGAUGCGAUUGUGUCGGAUCCCAACAGCGAGUGGCAGCCAGCACCUGAACAAUGGUGUAAUGGCCCCCGGAUUCACGAGUUUUUGAAAGAAAUGAACUCCGAAGUCCUUGAUCACUACGAUGCCGUGACUGUCGGUGAGUUGUCAAACACACCUGAUCCUAAGGGAGUACUCCCGUACGUCAGCGCCGCCGAGAAGGAAUUGAACAUGGUUUUCCAAUUCGACAUGAUUCGGCUAGGCACCGGUGAUGGGUUCGGCAGUAAAUAUGAAUUUCAACCUUGGAAGUUGACCCAACUCAAGACUUUCGUGGAGAGAUGGCAGAAAUUCAUCGAAGGAACUGACGGCUGGACGACUGUUUUCUGCGAAAACCACGACAAUGGGAGAGCAGUGUCACGAUUCGGAAACGACUCUGCAGAAUAUUGGGAGACUUCUGCGAAAAUGAUCGCUUUGUGGCAAGCAACCCUCACGGGCACAUUGUUUCUCUACCAAGGACAAGAAAUCGGGAUGACCAACAUGCCGAAAGAAUGGCCCAUUGAAGAAUACAAGGACAUCGAGAGCAAGAAUUUUUAUCGCGAAGCGGAGGAAAGCCGCGAUCCCAAGCGGAUUGCAAGGAUCAUGCAGGGCCUUCAAAUCUUGGCUCGGGAUCAUUCUCGGUUACCAUUUCAAUGGGAUGGAUCUGCCCAUGGAGGGUUUACCAGUGCCAACGUGGAACCUUGGAUGAAAGCUCAUGACAACUACCCAAGGAUCAAUGUUGCCAAGCAAGUGCAAAAUCCAGCCAGCGUUCUAUCAUUUUACCGGCGAAUGUUGAAGCUGCGUAAAGAUCAUGCGGAUGUUUUCAUUCAUGGCACAUUCGAACUUGUCGACGCCAAGGACGAGAAGGUAUUCAGCUAUGUCAAAGCCAGCUUUGAUGGAAGAAAGAGAGCAGUGGUUAUCCUCAAUUUCACCGAAGAAAGGGUGGCGUUGUCCAAAACGGUCACCGCGUUGACCAUGGGAUACCGGCUACUCGUGGAGACCAGCACGAGUGAUGCGCGCGAAGAUGGACUUCUAGACGCAUAUGCAGGGAGAAUCUAUGUCGACUACUAGAGUUUCAGGUUUCCCCACGGGCGGUGCUUGACAUGCACCGCCAUAGAAGUUUUCAUUGCGGAGAGAUUGGAGUUUCAUCAGGUCAGCUACCCACCGCCUGCAAAGACUCGAUGGUAGAACGUUCUGCCGGAGAUCUAGUUUAGAGAACUACUUUACUACUGGUAAUACUG
This is a messenger RNA of Exophiala xenobiotica, 2198 nucleotides long. RefSeq lists its product as uncharacterized. The transcript has a single exon. Gene Ontology annotation, molecular function: alpha-amylase activity. Bases 223 to 2028 code for a protein of 601 amino acids. Gene Ontology annotation, biological process: oligosaccharide catabolic process. The record is from RefSeq and is a predicted model, not a curated record. Lineage: Eukaryota; Fungi; Ascomycota; Eurotiomycetes; Chaetothyriales; Herpotrichiellaceae.